Molecule: messenger RNA, 2962 nt
Organism: Medioppia subpectinata
Lineage: Eukaryota; Metazoa; Arthropoda; Arachnida; Sarcoptiformes; Oppiidae
Source: the annotation of a GenBank genome assembly
AUGUUUUCGUUUCUCAAGUCUAUCGCCGGCUUUGGGUCGCAGUCGACGGCCACCGCCGACGACGACCUGAUCCGAGAGCAGCUCAACGACGAUCUCGAAGACCACUACGAAGAAGACAUGGAUAAAGACGCCGACAAAGACGGGGACCAAUUGAGUGACACCUCGUUUACCGACUCGUCCGACGACGACAUGCCGUUGACUAACGGCGGCCGCAGACCAGUGGUUGUCGACCGCGUGAAUGGACGCAAAGACUUGAAGACCACCGACGAGGAGGAAGAGGAGGGCGUCUGGAAUGAGGAGUGGAACGCAUUGGAAGAGUUGGCAUCCGAUGACAGACUCAAACUCGUGGACACCGACGGCAAAGGUGUGUCCGUAAAGGGAAUGAUCACUGAAUGCGGAGACAAUGAGAUAGUGGUCGACGAGAAACACCGCAUCAAAUAUAGCCGGUCCACUUUUGGCCAACUCUUUACCGGAGAUCUCGUGAAUGUGGAGACUAUUGGCGCCGAAGUGUUGGUAAAGCCGUUGCGGUUUAAGAUAUUGACGGGAAAGGUAUCGGAAUACCAGAGAAAUUACAAUCGAUACAUCUUCUCCGGACACGCUGUGAUUCGCAAAACUGAUGAAACGCAACACUUGAGAGUCGGAGACAUUGAGAAAAUGAUUGUAAUCGAGACCAGAAACGAUGUCUUUAACUGGAGAGCCAUUAUCUACAGUAAGUUCUACGAUGUAGAAGACGGCAAAAGGGAUCAAAUCGAUGUCUACACCGACGAUCUGAUGGCCAAUAAAAACUCAAUCGAAAUCACAGAUGGAAUCAAUUUCAAAGAGAUGAGAGUCGGGACAGAGAAGAAGAUUUUCGUUUACAUUAAAAAUCGGGGUAAAAGAGCCCAAACUCUGUUGUCAUGUGAGGCGGAAGAGGGCGAGAAUCAGAUCCGUUUCAAUGCAUUUUUUUCGACGUACUCUAAGCCGAGUGAAGAGCCGUACGUAAUAGCGGCCGAAUCGGAGUCUUUUGUGGAGCUGUUAUGCGACGCGAAAUAUUGCGGCGAUUAUAGCGAACUCCUAGUGUUUGCGUUUGAAGGGUUCAAAAUCGGUCGCUUUGUGACCGUAACGGUGUUAGACGGCGCUCGUUAUGGCAACGAAAGGCGCCGACUAUACGGCACCAGCACUUGGAUAGUGCCCGGAGAGCGGGUCUGGAAUUCAAACAAACAUAUAUUCGACAAACUGUCCGCAUAUAAAGUGCCCGAACAGUUGUGGCGAGUGAUCGAAAACAACUGGUCAAUCGAUACCGUGUUUCCCGAACUCAAGCAGAGUCUCAAUAAAGACAACUAUAGACUGAAGUUUCACGCAUUGGUAUAUUUGGAAGAAUGUGAGAAUCAAUUGAAUCUCCAGACGUAUGACAUAACGGAGGCUCAGUUCCGACGUUGCGGUCGAUUCUUGGGUCUCACUGUCCCCGGACUGGCCGACGGCAGACCCAGUCUUAUAAUCAGCGACCGAGUGAUCGCUUUUGACGAUCAAAACCAGACCACUAAAGAAGACAAGAUCAUGGGUUACGAGGGAUUCAUUCAUGACAUCAAAAGAGAUGAGAUUCUUCUCCGGUUUAAUGACGACUUUCACCGGGACUUCAAUGGAGGCGUAUUUAAAGUGAUGUUUCAGUUGAGCCGAAUUCAAUGGUUUAACAAGUCGUUGAAUCUGCAGCAGAAACUGGCGGUCGUGGCAUCACUUAAAGGCCACUCCCGUCCCACGCCUUACAUCAUAUUUGGUCCGCCGGGCACUGGAAAGACGGUCACAAUAGUGGAGUCAAUACUACAAGUGUUUGAUAAGUUGGGCGACAGUCGUAUCAUCGCCUGCACCGCAGCCAACAGUUCUGCCGAUUUGAUCGCUCAGAAGCUCUUAGAGAGCGGUCGAGUGUCUGAAACCGAUUUGAUACGUGUGUCGGCAUUGCAUCGGUCUUCGCCAAUUCUUUUAGCGGGCGUUGUCUUCAGAUACAAGAUAUCUCCGUCUCAUUUCACGCAUGUGUUCAUCGACGAGGCGGCGCAGGUGACCGAACCCGAGUCAUUGAUUCCCAUUACGAUGAGCGCUAUCGGACACGGAGUGGUUGUGUUGGCCGGCGAUCACAAACAGUUGGGUCCCGUCGUUAUGUCCAAAAGAGCCAAAGACAACAAACUCUGUACAUCUCUUAUGGAGCGACUGAUGACCACUUGCGAGCCGUACGCCCGAAGCGAAGCCUACGCUAAGUAUGGAAAAUACAAUCCGAGAUUUACAACAAAAUUAGUGCAAAACUAUCGGUCAGACGGUCUGAUUAUGUCGAUUCCAUCGCAACUCUUUUACGACAAUGAGUUAGUGUUUAAUUGCGAAACUGAUGCCAAUCUCUUGGAUGCGUUGGGCUUUAAGUCUCCGCUUUGUUUCAUUGGCGUCAGAGGUGAUGACAGACAGGAGGCGGACUGUCCCUCUUGGUUCAAUCCACAGGAGAUAAUCCAAGUUUGCACUUAUUUAGAAAAGCUAUACAAAGCCGGAGUCAAACCCGAAGAGAUUGGAAUUAUAACUCCGUAUAGAAAACAAGUGACAAAACUGCGGACACAUAUGCGUGACUGCGGUUUAGAAGAUUGUCGAGUGGCCACUAUUGAGGAGUUCCAGGGCCUCGAGAAGCGGGUGAUAAUUGUAUCGAUGGUUCGCUCCAAUUAUGACAAUUUAAGUCAUGAUAUGAAAUACAAUUUGGGUUUUGUUCAUAACGCCAAACGCUUUAACGUUGCCAUCAGUCGUGCCAUGUCUUUGCUUAUAUGUGUUGGCGAUCCCUACCUCUUGAAGCGAGACAAGUGUUGGGCCAAACUUCUGGAGUAUUGUCUCGAGAAUAACUACUAUAAGGGCUGUGCGUUCGGCGAUUAUAAUCCUUUUAUAGCAAAACGUUCACCACUUAUGGGUUAAAGUGAAAUCAUUUUAUAAUUAUGUGUCAAUUUUUAAAUCAUUGUCG